UGUUGUCUAUCUCAUGACAGUUUGAAACGCGGUAGUGAAUGCUGCGUGUUCAGUCGUACAGAAACGUUAGUUUUGUGGAUUUUGCCCUGUGUAUAUCAUUAAUUUAUUACAUCUAAUGACGCAACUCUGUGGUUCAAGGAUUCUUGUGUUAUUCAAUAACCAGUCCUUCAUUUUGCACACAUUCUCUCAUUCUCUCUUCAACUCUCACUGGACUCAUCUUAGGGGUAGGAUUUGAAGGAUAUAAUGGAUCUGAAAGAGUACUUAAAAAGGAUUGGGUUUACUGGCCAAUAUGACAAAGCCAACCUGGACAGUUUGUUCACCAUCCACAAGCUGCAUGUUAUGAAUAUUCCAUUUGAGAACCUCAGCAUCCACUGUGGGGAGAAGAACACUAUGGAUCUGCACACCAUCUAUGAUAAAAUAGUCAAGAGCAAUCGGGGAGGCUGGUGUUGUGAAAACAAUCUCUUGUUCUCAUGGGUUCUAAGGGAGAUGGGGUACAAAUUCACCAUACUAGGCGCCAAAGUGUUUAACCCGCUGGAAAAGGAGUACCUCCCCAUGGACUGUCAUCUCAUCAAUCUGGUGGAGAUUGAUGGGAAGCCGUACAUUGCUGAUGUGAGCUUCGGAGUGUCGUACCAAAUCUGGCAUCCCUUAGAGUUGAUCUCAGGUAAAGACCAGCCACAGCCUUCGGGUGUGUUCCGCCUCAUAAACGAUGGGGUGAAGUGGGUUCUGGAGAAGACCGGAAGGAAGCAAGUGGUUCAAGAUAAGGCCUUUGCUAAUUCUAGCCUCAUUGACAAAAGGCUCACCAAAACAAUGUACUCUUUCACAUUAACACCCCGUGAUGCCGAUCAUUUCCUGGAGACAUCGGAGUACCUGCAGACUAAUCCAGAAUCUCUGUUCAUGCUCAAAUCCAUUUGCUCCCUUCAGAUGCCCACAGGUUUCAGAGCUCUGAUUGGUUGGACUUACAGUGAGGUCACAUUCAAAGAGGAUACAGACUCGGUGGACAUGAAAGAAAUCCCAGAUAGUGAAAUAGAGGCUUUACUGAGGGAAAAGUUUAACCUGGUGUUAGUUAAUAAAUUCACACCAAAAAACAACAAAGUUAGUUAUUGCAUCUAGUACUCAGCUAAUCCACUCAUCUAAAACUUUAGCACCCAGUGUGUUUUGUUUUAAUAUUAAGAUGAAAAUUGUACCUGAAGGGUUCCUGAAUCAUUUAUGUUGUUUCUUUCUCUCUUUCAUUACUUUGUCAGGACAAUUUGAAGCAAUAAUUUUCCACUGCAUUUUCUUUGUUGGUUUUUUACUGGUAAGAUGAAUUCAGACUAAGCAUUGAGAAGGACACACACAACUAACAAUAUUCAAUAAACUCUGCUAAUUUCCUAA
This is a messenger RNA of Megalobrama amblycephala (Wuchang bream), 1371 nucleotides long. Its product is annotated as Arylamine N-acetyltransferase, pineal gland isozyme NAT-10. The transcript is spliced from 2 exons. Gene Ontology annotation, molecular function: acetyltransferase activity. NCBI's taxonomy places the organism in Eukaryota, Metazoa, Chordata, Actinopteri, Cypriniformes, Xenocyprididae. The coding region runs from base 244 to 1110 and encodes 288 amino acids. The record is from RefSeq and is a predicted model, not a curated record.